Molecule: messenger RNA, 486 nt
Organism: Octopus bimaculoides (California two-spot octopus)
Lineage: Eukaryota; Metazoa; Mollusca; Cephalopoda; Octopoda; Octopodidae
Product: synaptobrevin
Biological process (GO): vesicle-mediated transport
Cellular component (GO): membrane
Source: RefSeq, a predicted model, not a curated record
CUCCCACCACUGUUACUACUACUACUACUACUGCUGCUGUCGCCGCUGCCACUGCUGCUGCUGCUGCUGCUGGUGGUGUUGUUAGUGCAGCCAUAUUGUCUGUCAGUCAGUUUAUUUAGCAGUGGUGACUACUGACUGCUCCCAGCCUUCACUGCCUCUGACACUCAUUUACAGCCAGUUGAGAAAAAACCCCCCCUUUUUUUGACGACACAAUCAUGGAAGACAAUGGAGACUGGACUGUUGUUGUAAGGUCAGGCCCACCACAGCCUGGUGGCCCUCCUGGCCCACCACAAGGCCCUCCUCAGCCUGUCCAGCAAAGUAAACGGUUGCAACAAACACAGGCUCAAGUUGAAGAGGUUGUAGAUAUUAUGCGCGUGAAUGUUGAUAAAGUUUUGGAAAGAGAUUCUAAAAUCUCCGAACUGGAUGACAGAGCAGGUUAGCUUUAUUAAAAUUUCUUUUCUUACAUGACAUGCAAAUAUAAUUUUU